GACAACGGCUGUGUAUGUGUGUCUGUUUGUGUGUGUGUGUGCGCGAGGGAGAGAGAAAGAGAGAGAGAACGAGGGCAAAGCUUCAGUUUCUGCCCUGCUGCUGCAUUUUUUUUUUCACGAGGACCAACCAACCUUUUCUUUCUCGUUUUUUGUUUUUUUUUUAAAUUAUACAAUACAAAUAUCCAACCGCCUCCCACCCCCAGUUUCAUCUUUCCGGGAAAUUUUUUUUUUUAAUCUUUUUUAAAAAAGAGGGGGCAGGAAAAAAAAAAUAUGUCGGUCUGUUUUGUAGAAACUGAUCAAGACUCGGUGGCGUUGAAAGCUUUCCAGAAGAUGUCCAGUGAUAGACAAAGGUCAGAUGAUGAAAGCCCAAGUACCAGCAGUGGUAGUUCAGACGCAGAUCAGAGGGACCCACCAGCACCUGAGCCCGAGGAACAGGAAGAAAGAAAACCUUCUGCAACACAGCAGAAGAAAAAUACCAAACUCUCCAGCAAAACUACUGCUAAACUAUCUACUAGUGCUAAAAGAAUUCAGAAGGAGCUAGCCGAAAUCACCCUGGAUCCACCUCCGAACUGCAGUGCUGGGCCUAAAGGCGAUAACAUCUACGAAUGGAGAUCUACUAUCCUAGGUCCCCCAGGUUCUGUGUACGAAGGUGGCGUAUUUUUUCUGGAUAUCACAUUUUCAUCUGAUUAUCCGUUUAAACCACCAAAGGUUACUUUCCGUACUAGAAUCUAUCACUGCAACAUCAACAGUCAGGGAGUCAUCUGUCUGGAUAUCCUGAAAGACAACUGGAGUCCUGCUUUGACUAUUUCAAAGGUUUUGCUGUCUAUUUGCUCCCUCUUGACAGACUGCAAUCCUGCUGAUCCUCUGGUGGGAAGCAUAGCCACUCAGUACCUGACCAACAGAGCAGAACAUGACAGGAUAGCCAGACAGUGGACCAAGAGAUACGCAACAUAAGCGAUGUUGACUACUCGGCGCAGUGUGAAGGUGCGGGGAUGCAGCUUUGCAGUGUGCAACCAAACUUUAUAGCCUUUACAAUACGGACUUCUGUGUAUAUGUUAUACUGAUUCUACUCUCUGCUUUUAUCCUUUUGAAGAUUGGAAUACUGCUUUCUCUCCCUCCUCCCCUUCCCCAAAAAAGGUAAAUGCUGUCAAGAGUAGAACUUUGUAGCUGUAGAUUAGUUAUGUUUAAAAUGCCUACUUGCAAGUCUUGCUUCUUUGGGAUAUCAAAAUGUAUUUUGUGAUGUAACUAAGGAUACCGUUCCUGAAGUCAACCAAAUAUAAUAGUGCAUUUUAGCCUAAUUCAUUAUCUGUAUGAAGUUAUUAAAGGUAGCUGUAGAUUACUAGGAAUUAUGUCAUUUGUAUUAAGCCCAGAUCUAUUUCCGAUAUGUGGUACAUGCUGUUGUGAAAAAUGUUUAAGACUUUUACCUUUGUCAGUUUGUAAUGAAAAGGAUUUCUUUUAUCCUUGUCCCCUCUCAUCACCACCCACCUUGUAGCUCAGAGAGCAUCCAGUGUAUCAUCUCAAACACAAUAAACAUGUUCCCCAAGGAA
This is a messenger RNA of Pantherophis guttatus, 1547 nucleotides long. RefSeq names its product ubiquitin conjugating enzyme E2 E3 (gene UBE2E3). Lineage: Eukaryota; Metazoa; Chordata; Lepidosauria; Squamata; Colubridae. The record is from RefSeq and is a predicted model, not a curated record.